Batrachochytrium dendrobatidis JAM81 is the source of this 2628-nucleotide messenger RNA. RefSeq lists its product as uncharacterized. The transcript has 3 exons. The coding region runs from base 1 to 2523 and encodes 840 amino acids. The record is from RefSeq and is a predicted model, not a curated record. NCBI's taxonomy places the organism in Eukaryota, Fungi, Chytridiomycota, Chytridiomycetes, Rhizophydiales.
AUGACGCACUACUCGCCACCACAUGAUUUCUUUAGCAGUAGUGCGCCGUAUGGUGAAUUUUUUCAUGGGAUUAAACAGAGGCGCUUUAUUGGUUCAAGUCACGACCUGCCAUUUGCAAUUAUCGAGUAUGGCCAUCAGAAGUUGAUAUUGGUGGCAAAGUUGCGAAAAUUACAAACAGUUGAAUCGAUUCUUUUAGGAUGGCUGUUCAUCAGUACUUUUGUCAAUGCAAUUGAACAGUCGAAUGCAACAUUGCCAGAUCCUCUUUUAUCGAAUAACGCCUCAACACCACUAUCCAACAUCACCUCUCACUCGAGUACAUCUGACCCUCAGACACCAGGAUUUUCUGCAGUCAUCAACUCUUUUAAACCUAUCAAUCUUACUCAUCCAGAUGAUAAACUAAAUCAAUCAUCAACUGCAGUUCAAGAUCACAGUCAUGAAUCCGUGACUUUAGAUACGAAACUAGCACCAGUGUCUGAUGAACUACCCAAGCAAUCUAUACAGACUUUUGGAUUAAAAUCGGACAGUUCUCUAGCCCAGUCAGAUGGUGAUCAUAUACAUUCCAAAGGACCUACAGAACCAUUAAACAUUGUACCUAGCUCUGUACCCUCACCACCUACUCCUCCACCACUUGAUCUUCCACCACCAUCCUCUCUUCCACCUCCUCCACCACUUGUCUUUACUCCUCCUCCUCCCCCACCACUUGUCCUUCCCCCUCCACCUUCUCCUUCUCCUCUUCCUCCCCCUCCACCACUUGUCCUUCCACCUCCACCUCCACCACCUUCUCCAAAUCCAUCGUCUAUCGUAGAAAAUACUCCAAGCGUACCAACAUCUGUACCCAAACCUCCUAUUCCAAUAGUCUCAAUAUCAACUUCAUCAAAUUCACCCACAUUCACUCCAAUCAAUGUGCCGCAUCCUAGUCCUGUUGAGCCUAAUUCUCGUCCUCCACCUGCAUCCAAACCCAUUGGACCAAUCAUCACUCAGAUUCCUACUGUUCCAACUCCAAACGUGCCCGUUGGUCCCGUAUCACAAAUAUCUCAAGUAGUAGCGACUGUUUCAUCAUCUCCUCAACCACAAGUAUCAUCGGGAUCUGAUCAGUCUGGUAAUUCACCGUCUUCUGGAACUACACACAUUCCAAUUGUUGUCAGAGCAAGUACUGGUGGUGGUGGUUUAGUAGCAAAAUCUGGAAGCAGAUUGGAAAAUUCAGACGUCAGCGGAGGUUUGUCGUCUGGAGGCAGCACCACUCAUAGUAAUGGCAUUACUGCUGGAUCUGGAAAUACAAACUCGAAUCCUGGUUCAUCGAAUUCUAAUGUUGAUGUUGGACCCAAUCAAUCUGAAUUUCCCAAGGCUUCAUCUGAGUCUGACAAUAAUUCUCGUAGUUCUAAAUCAAAUAGUCUUGGACCUACAGCCAUUGUCGGAUGUGUAGCUGGCGUAGCUGGUGUUUUGGCUGUUGUUGUCGGGCUGGUGAUGGCCAAGAAUAGGAUGCCUAGUAGCUCUGCAAGUGGUAAAUUUAUCAAACCACUCCUUCCAAGUUUUGGUGCUACUCCUAUUGCCAGUCCCGAUCUCCAACACCAACCGGUAGCUCAAACGCACUGCGAGACCAUUGAUCCAUCAUCCUCACUUUCUAAAGACCAACAUUCAAAAGAUUCAUACCAUCAGCCUCACUAUGGUUUAGAAAACAAUCACCAGAACCAGAACUUGCCCAUGAUGAACACAACAUCUAUAUAUUCAAACUUUGUUUCGGCUACAGCUGUUGAUCCAAUGCCUAAUCAUCCAAAUCCUUCCGGCUUGAAUGAUAUGGCAAUGCGUUUUUCCAAGAUUUCCGAGGUAUCCACCGAACCUGCAUUAUUUACGAGUUCUGGCGAACUUAGCACUGCUGAAAAUAGCUUGUUCAUGAAUGAUCACUUUGACCAAAACUACAAUGGCUUGCAUAGUGGUAGUGACAAGACACUUCCCGAGGAACCCAUUUACCAACAUGUGCAUCUAGAAAAAUUUGCAACUCAUCCUCAAUCACCACAAAUCUUCCAUUCUCCAACUGAUAAUUCUGGCGAGCCUGUCCAGAUUUAUCACUCGUCUUUUGUUUCUGAUCCGUCGUCCAAUGGCGAUUUUACAAACAUGGACAGGUCUGGAUCGACUGAAUAUUUGAAUGCACCCAACCCUAUACGUACCCAACCAUCGGCUAGUGCUUCAAGAUAUCCCAGUCAGAGAUCUCAUCCUUCCACUAUGCUAUCUCUUGCAAACCGCAGUCGUGAUUCUCUCACUGUCGCUCAAGCUGCACAUAACAUGUCACACAAUAAAUUCUCACAUUCACAGCGACGACAGUCUCACACACCACUGUCGGCAGCUUCGACUGAGCCAGAUAUUCGUCCUGAAAACGACAAUGUGUCUGCUGCUGCCCUUGCUGUUGCUGCCGCUGCGACUGCUGCCGCAUCUCAAGAUUCCAACUCUGAUCAGUUCUACAAGUACGAUUCGUUCAUUUCCUACCAGCGCUAUAGUGAAUAUUCCAACGAAAGUCGACUCGAAUGAAGAUCUCAGUGUUUACUUUUUGUCUAUGCAUAUACUCCAAGGGUAUUAUGCGUCCAUGAUUUGAAAUUGACAAACUCGAUCAAGAAUAUAAAUUCAUUUUUCUAC